Aspergillus sclerotioniger CBS 115572 is the source of this 1076-nucleotide messenger RNA. RefSeq lists its product as uncharacterized. The record is from RefSeq and is a predicted model, not a curated record. NCBI's taxonomy places the organism in Eukaryota, Fungi, Ascomycota, Eurotiomycetes, Eurotiales, Aspergillaceae. The transcript has 3 exons. The coding region runs from base 23 to 724 and encodes 233 amino acids.
CUUGACAUCGAAUUCUGCAGCAAUGCCAUUAGCCGGCCACACCGCGCGAAAUCCCACCGUGGAGGAAGGAGAUGAUGCAUCGGAUUGGGGCCAGACUGGUAGGGCCCCAAAGACAGAUCAGUUUCAACAUUCGUGGCCUGAGAUCUGUGCUCAGCAUGACACCAUCUUGUCGUCGCAUCUCGAGAUGCUGCAGCAGGUGAAAAAUCAAACCCGGCCAGACGGACAGGCCUACAAGCUAGUAUCAAACAUGCUUGAGAAGACAAGUAGGUUAGUCACUCAGUUCAAUGUUCUCAAGCGCCAGAUAGUCCCUGGUUCACAAUCAAUGUCGACCUCAAGCGACCAAUCACAGCCACCUAAAGCAGGGCUGAAGCGCGCAAUCAUGAGCGAUGCCGAGUCAGAAGAGGAAGCAGCAGCGGGAAAAUCCGGGACUCGACCAGUAGCUGAGCCCUAUACGCGCUUCCAUAAACGGAAACGGCUCGACAAACCCAUCCCGGGAGCUGAUGAAGACGUAAGAAAUGCGACGUCUGUCGAGACCGAGGAUAUCUCAGAGGAAGUGCAGCGACGACUAAAAAUUAAGGAAGAACAACGCAAGAAACGCGGCACUUCCAAAGCAGACAAACGCAAGAGGGAUAGUAUGACAUCCAAUGGAAGCGCCUCUUCGCCCGGAUCCAUGACGAUACAACCUAGGAAGAAGGCCAAAAUCGGGACGAAACGGGAUCGUUAAUGCUACUGCUACCUCCGGGGGUCUGGUUCUGGUGACUCGAUGCUUGGAUCAUGAUUUCGAAUCGGGAAUUCUUGGGGGAAGCGCUACAGCCACACCGGCCAGGUUACUACCAGACUUAUUGCUAGGACGAAAAGUGGAGCUACCCCAGACUUCGGUGACAGAUCGAUCCGGUAAUGCCCUGACUCACAACAUACUAGUAGUACUUGCAUAGUCCUACAAGUAGCCAACGAGGAGGCAGGCCAGAGUUAGGGCUGGCUCUGACUCCUUGUCCGUCCGUGGAAACGUCUUCCGAUCUAUAGCAGAUUUCUGUCAUUUUAUUGGCCAGUCUAUGUACAGCUAAAACCUUAUCCAU